Messenger RNA from Beta vulgaris subsp. vulgaris (sugar beet), 1567 nucleotides. Its product is annotated as transcription factor PCL1. The coding region runs from base 568 to 1392 and encodes 274 amino acids. The transcript has a single exon. The record is from RefSeq and is a predicted model, not a curated record. Gene Ontology annotation, cellular component: nucleus. NCBI's taxonomy places the organism in Eukaryota, Viridiplantae, Streptophyta, Magnoliopsida, Caryophyllales, Amaranthaceae. Gene Ontology annotation, biological process: regulation of DNA-templated transcription. Gene Ontology annotation, molecular function: DNA binding; DNA-binding transcription factor activity.
AUUUAGUUAAGUAACUCAACAAAUAUAAGUUCUAGUUAAUUAUAUCAAGUUCAAUUUUUAUAACUCUUCAUUAAACUAAUGAAACAUAACAUUAAUUUAGGGUGCCAUAGUACUACUAAUCAUUUCUUUUAUGAUUCAAAAACCAAAACCAAGAAAAAAAAAAGAAAAAAAAGAGGGUGAUAAUACUGUAGUACUUAUCUGACAAGAAAAUUUAAGGUAGCAAUCUUCCACGUGAGGUCUCUAUCCAAACUCUAAAGCUGUAUCUCAUCAUUGUCUUCUUUCUCUCUCUUCACUCCAUUCUUUCUCUCUCUUCAUUCUCCUUAAAUUAGAAAAAAAAAAAAAUCAAAAAAAAAACCCCCGUAAAAAAAGCCACCUUGUUUUAUCAUCUUAUCUUACACUCUCUUGUUCUUAAUCUAAAAUUUCGGUCUUUUUUUUAAACUUUGAUUGAAUUCUAAAUCUUAAAAUUUUGAAAAGUUGCAAUUUUUACCCUUUUUGUGUGUUUCAAUUCAUAAACCCAGAAAAAUUAACAGUGAAAUUUGGCAAAUUUGAAGGGUAAAAGAGAAGAUAAUGGAAGAUCAAUCUGAGUUAAGAUUGCAAGGAUGGGAAACGGGUUUACCUUUACCUGAAGAUCUAACUCCAUUAUCACAAUCUUUGAUCUCCCCAGAAUUAGCUUUAGCAUUUGGGAUCAACCCAGAAAGUUCGCGUGUUGAAUUUGAUCUUAAUCAGGCAACGCACGAGAACUGUUCGACGAUAUGCCCAAGUGAAGAGAACUUGGAAUCUUUGAGUUUGAGGUUGUUUCCUGGUAGAAAUGAUUUGGAUAUAUCUAAUAAGUUGAAAAGGGGUGAAUGUUUUGUGACUGAUGAGGUGAAUUCUGGGUCUAAAGAUGAAAAUGGUGAUGAUAAUGGGGUAAAUAGGACAGUUAAAAGGCCUAGAUUGGUUUGGACCCCACAACUUCAUAAGAGAUUUGUUGAUGUGAUUGAGCAUUUGGGGAUUGAUAAAGCUGUUCCUAAGACAAUUAUGGAGAUGAUGAAUGUUGAGGGUUUGACAAGAGAAAAUGUUGCUAGUCAUUUGCAGAAGUAUAGGCUUUAUUUGAAGAGAAUGGAAGGGUUGUCUAGUGACAGUCACUCAGGGUCGAGACGGGACUCACCGCUUUUCGAGUGUGAUGGGUUCGGGUCCAUGGCAAUGCAGCAUCCUCAGCCACCACAGCAACCGCCACAGCAGCAGCAGCAUUGCGGUUCAUUGCCAUUGAUGCCAAUGCCAAUGGUGGCGCCGCCUCCUGGAGCGUAUGGGUUUGGACAUUUGGGGUUGCCUGUGGCUACUUCUGCACCUCCUGGAUACUGUGGGCUUGAAUCUGGGGCGUACAGCAUGUUCUGGAAUCGACAACGAGGUUGAUUGUUUUGUUCAACCCUUCUUUUUCUUUCUUUUGAUGAGUUGCAGGAUUAAAUUGUAGUAUUUGGUUUUUAAUCCUUUCAGAUUAUCAUAAACUAUCCAAUAAGUCACUUGGAGUUAAUAUGACCACACAUUAUGUAUUACUGUUCCUUUUUUGAAUUUAAGGAAACUUAUUCGA